Molecule: messenger RNA, 2292 nt
Organism: Daldinia caldariorum
Lineage: Eukaryota; Fungi; Ascomycota; Sordariomycetes; Xylariales; Hypoxylaceae
Exons: 1
Coding region: 1-2292 (763 amino acids)
Biological process (GO): protein phosphorylation
Molecular function (GO): ATP binding; protein kinase activity
Source: RefSeq, a predicted model, not a curated record
AUGGGGGAUAACAACGAUCGUCUUGUGUUAGAAUUGACACGCAGGUUGGAAGCUGAGAGACGUGGGCGCGAAGCUGAGAGACGCGGGCGUGAAGCUGAGAGACGCGGACGCGAAGAAGCUGAGAAACGUGCAGAAGAAGCUGAGAAACAGUUACGGCCACAGGCGCUCAGACAAUAUCUCGAAGCUUGUCACUCCAUUAGCAUGGCUAUCAAAGUACAAACCAACAAGAAGCUGACUACUCGAGGCAAAACUACAAGCCCAACUGGCCGCGUAUACCCUCGACGCAUCAUUCCGUGGGAUGAGUUUCCAGAGCAGCAAGAAAAAAUCUGGAAUCUUCUAUCAGACCAGCCCUUCUGUUCUAACCCCAUUUUCCCAUGUAUAAGAGAUACCGACGCUCUAAAAUCCAAGAUUCGUCUGAUCGCGAGCGAGAUAGGACUUCGACACUUCGAACGCUCAAAUGUUGAGGACGCCGUCGAGAUGCUACUCAACAAAGCGUACAAGGAUGAGCAGCUACGUAUUCAGCUCGGCAUCAGGGGAUCCGUCGACUUUGAGAGCCACGGAAAUCUUUUAAAGACGUUCGACGCCGCUCCCGAAUCUGUUGAGCAGAUGACUGAGGCCGAAAACAUGGGCACUGAUGCCACGACCCCGGCCCCGGCCUCUACUCCGGCCCCUUCUACCCCGGUCCCAGCCUCUACCCAUCACAAGGCUAUUGAAGGCAAGAAGGGCGUUGCCGACCAGUUCUGCAUAUACCGAAGAUCUGAUGGGGAACACAUCCCAGCGCUUGUGAUCGAAUACAAGGCGCCGCAUAAAUUAACUAUAGCCGAGGUCGUCACCGGACUAAGAGAAGAGAUUCAGCCAGAACGUGACGUGAUUAACAAGGACAGUCAGGGCUUCAAUUUGGAGUCGAGGCGCCUUACUGCUGCCGUCAUCACUCAACUGUUCUCAUACAUGAUUCGGAAAAAUGUUCAGUACGGUUACAUAUGUACAGGAGAGACCUUUGUUUUCUUACAUAUCCCCAAGGAUCCGUCUGUCGUGUAUUAUUACGUCUCCGUGCCUAAUUUGGACGCCGCAGAGGACGAUGAAAACUGGCUUCAUCGCACCGCUGUUGCUCAAGUAUUUGCUUUUGUGCUCCAGGCCCUUCGCGCGCCGCCGCUGUCCCAGACCUGGCAGGACCGGACAAGAGCCCUGGACACCUGGGUUGUAGAAUUCGAAGACAUAUUACGAGACAUUCCUGCAACCGAACGAAAGCCACCCAAAGGGUCUAUCUACAAGCCUCCACGCUGGAAGAAGGGCUUUACGCGUUCGCCAAUCGGGACACGCUCUCGCUGUUGCCCAGGAAACAGCAAUGCUCUCCCCAAGAGCAAAGAUACGAGCGAAGACGAAGAUCCCUUUCCCUCCCCAUCCGUCUCUCGAUCCCUACGCUCUAAGAAUGUAGCUGCAGUGACGGGAACGACAGCCAAGGGCGCAAAGCAAGGCCACCGUGGCGGGAGCGCGAAGGGUGGUGCGACGGAAGCAGAAGUACAGACAGGAACCAAGACGAAGAUUGAGGACCGGCCCUUCUGCAGCCAGAAAUGCUUGUUAGGACUAGCGAGCAAAGGGCCUAUGGACGACAGAUGCCCCAACUUCGGUCACCAUCAGCGACAGCAUAUUAGCCUCUCCAAAUUUCUAGACUUAAUACGAACCCAGUUAGCCAUAGAUCGUGGCGUAGACGCGGACGCUAAGCCGCUCUAUCUAUCUGGAUCUGUCGGGUCGCUUUUCAAAAUCUGUCUGUCUUCUCAUGGCUACACCGUAGUCGCCAAAGGUGUACAGAGUGACAAUCUAGCCCGUCUGCAACAUGAAAACAAAGUCUAUGACCAGCUACGUACCAUUCAGGGGAAAUACGUCCCCGUAUGUCUUGGCACUAUAGAUUUGGUUCGGCCAUAUUAUUACAACGGCGGUAUUUUCAAACACUUCUUGUUCCUCGGCUGGGCUGGGCGGCCUUUUUUUGAUUUGCCUGAUCAAGCUGAUAAGACUGCUAUCGUUAACGCGGUCACCGCCGGGUUCAAGGCAGUUCACGAGUUGCAUGUCCUCCAUGGCGAUGCUGAACCACGCAAUAUCGUAUACAAUCCCUAUAACGGCGAAGUGAUGAUCGUGGACUUUGAGCGAUCUAAACUCCUUAACCGGAAGCCUCUCAGCCUCAUCAGUUCAAACAAAAAGCGCAAACUAAAUACGUACCAAGGGAAGCAAGGAAAAAAUGAUUUCGCAAAAGAGUUGCAAUCUAUGACAGAAAGCCUUGAGCGUCAUAUCAGAUAA